Lepisosteus oculatus (spotted gar) is the source of this 3406-nucleotide messenger RNA. RefSeq names its product B-cell translocation gene 1, anti-proliferative. Gene Ontology annotation, biological process: negative regulation of cell population proliferation; negative regulation of mitotic cell cycle. Gene Ontology annotation, cellular component: cytoplasm; nucleus. The record is from RefSeq and is a predicted model, not a curated record. Lineage: Eukaryota; Metazoa; Chordata; Actinopteri; Semionotiformes; Lepisosteidae.
AAGCCCGAGUCUUCUGUUUACCAACACAGCGACCCCGUUCCGCGCAUGAUCUCCCUGGCAAACUUUCCAACCUCGGGAAAUAAGUGCCCUGCGCGGUGCAACCCGCUCUCGGACAGCAGCAGGAGGAGGAGGACCUGCGCUCGGCUUGGAGAGGACAGCGGUAGCAGGAAGAGGACCUGCGCUCGGCUUGGAGAGGACGGGGUCCCAGUGAACCCGGGACGGCGCCUCCGCUCCUGAUGCACCCCCUGUGCGCGCGGGCCAGCAUGCUGCCGGAGAUCAGCGCGGCCGCGAGCUUCCUGUCGCACCUGCUGCGCGCCCGGGGGCUCGUGAGCGACCGGCAGCUGCAGACCUUCAGCCAGAGCCUGCAGGACCUGCUGGCGGAGCAGUACAAGCACCACUGGUUCCCCGACAGGCCCUGCAAGGGCUCCGGCUACCGCUGCAUCCGCAUCAACCACAAGAUGGACCCACUGGUGGGCAGGGCGGGCCAGCGGGUCGGGCUCAGCGCGCAGCAGCUCUUCCGGCUCCUGCCCAGCGAGCUCACGCUCUGGGUGGACCCCUUCGAGGUGUCCUACCGCAUCGGGGAAGACGGGUCGAUCUGCGUGCUCUACGAGUCGCCACCGGCCGGUGGCAGCGGCGCCCAGGGCCCCGCGGGCGGCGGACUGGCCAUGGCGGACAGUCGGAUCAGCUGCAAGGAGGAGCUGCUGCUGGGAGGGGCCAGUCCCUCCAAAUCCUACGCCAUGAUGACGGUGUCCGGCUAGCGGCUCCGCCUGACGGGGGAGAUGCCAGCUGAAGAGAACUCGGAGGUUUUGUGACUUUCUGAGGGCUCCCUUGGGGAGAGGAUCAUGGACUCUCGUGGUGCAGCUAUGAAGAUCUAAGAUGCAGCUUUCGUGGUGUUGAGGGGGGUGGGGGGGUAUUGCCUAAUUGCCACAAUUGUAGACUUUGCACUUUGGUACGUCGUCUUUUGUAAGGAAUUCAUUGCAGCAUAUUGCUAUACCUUUAUUUGUCGAGAAAUCUAUUUUUUAAAGAAAACGGGUUUAAAAAUCCUGCAGGUAUUCUGUACUGUGGUCAGAGAGUGACCCCAUCGCUCCUAGAUGCUUCAACUAGUCAUUGAAGAACCUCUUUUUCCCGUGCAGUACGUAAACCACAGAUGGUCAUUUGUACCUGGGACAAAUUGGACUUCGCUUUUGUCUUUAGUUACAGAAUACUGUCAAUCAGAAAUGUUCCUUGUGUAUAUAAGAUUGCUAUAGAUUAAAUUCUGCCAUGAUUUAUGAAGAUGGUGCAUUUUUCAGCAGUUCUGUUACUCUGAGAUUUAAUACCAGUUCUUUUCAUGCCCGUAUGUCAGCAUACCUGUAACCCUGAUUUUAAAUCUAGUUCAGAAGUCUAGUGUGCAUCUCCCACCUCUUUGUGUGUUGGUGUUCCCCUUAACCCGGGUAGAGUGAAGUGUUAUGGUUACUUGAGUGCACUUGGACCUCCAGACUGUGGAACAGGUUAGUAGUCCUUACCUUCCAUAUAGUAGAAUUGUUUUAACCUUUACCUUUUACUUAGGAAAAUGGGCCAGGCUUGACAAAACAACUUACUAUUACUAUACAAUACAUUCGUAAAUUUGUUGUAUUGUUCCUUCUAGUUGGGGAUUUAGUUGUAUUUUAGGGUUUCUGUUUUGCUUAAUAUUCCUCUGUUUCCAAUUUGAAAUAAACUCCUCCUCUCCCUGCGAGAUACACAGAGAUUGGCUUUUCACGGGGUAGAGCUCUUGUAGUGGAGUGAUUGAGGUGCUGCAGGAAAGUUUUAAAGUCAAAUUGCCACGAAAGCAGGAUGUUUUCAGUCAGUGCUGUACACAACUCUCUUCUUCCUGUGCAUGCACUCGGGGUAGGAGAGAGCUGGGGGUUGAGUGCAGUAGAAGGGGCUCCUGCUGCAGGGUUUCUUUAACAGUGGGCUGUGUUCUCAGGCUGCCUUGUCCAGGCACCAGUGAGAGCAGAGAGGAGGGGCUGGCAGAGAGCCAGGCUCCAGGGUUUCAUCACACUUCUGAGUCACUGUCAUGUGCGGGACAAAUUUGUGUAGGAGGUGCAUGAAGAGCUAUAUUUGUGAGGGCUGUUUUCCUCAUUUUAUUUCACUGUUUCGCUGGGUGGCUACACUAAUGUGAGCCCUGGGCCCCUUUGAGACAUUAAUGAAGGUGUUUGGUCUUCUUCUGUCGCUGAAGUGCAUCUGUUUAGACUGUGAAUUCUCGGACAGAAUGUGUGGUGCCACAUUCCACACCCCUUGGUCAGAAGUGUCAGCCUUUGGCCAGAUAAGGGCAGCUAUGACCUGGCUUUUCUUAUAACUGCACUGAUUGUAGUGAGCAUUCAGCAGGCACUGAGCUUGUUCUUUUCCCUCUUAAUAUAAUAUAAAAAUGUCUGCAAUAACCAAUGUAAAACUGGGAUCUCUAGGAAAAACCCUAUAGCAACAAGUUGGGUUUUGGGUACUUUUCGAAGUUUCUAACAAUGACUUCAGCAGUCAGUGGCAAAUGUUUCCGUACCUGUGAUUAUUAGUCCUGUGUUCAUGACAAUACUCCUACUGAAGCCUGUGCUACAGCCUGCCUUAAAUGGUGACAGAAAAGAUGGCACAAGUGGCAUAAGUUGUAGGUUACAGAUCCAAAUGGGGGGGGGGACUUUUAAAGAAAUCUAUAUUGGACACUUGCUUUAGUGCUGUUAUUAUGGGAUUAAUUUUCUUUUGGAGAUUUUUUUCUUACAUCUGUAAAUGUUAAAUCACUUUUACUUUACAUUGUUAACCUGCUCAAGUUGAAUAUAGUUGGGAUUUAUAACUGAUUAAUAUAAAAUUUAAAUGUGGACUGUUAUAAACGCAUUGGUUCAUUGACCAUGAAUAUGCAAACAUGCUAUCCAUUCCGAAUUGAGACCUAAAAAUAUCUUGACAGGGCUCUUAACAGGCAUAAUGUAUUUUCAUUUAUGGUAAAAGGUUUAACCUGUCUAUCUUUCCUAAAUGUACAUUAAAAAGUAUUAAUGCAGUUGUGUAUGGUUGUAGAGUUAUGUCGGUUUCACUUUUGGAUGUAGAGGUCAUGGCAUAUACCACCUACUCAUUUCAAGUACUCUGUAACCUGAUUUUUGAGAUGUUGCCAAACUCAAGCCAUAGGGGCCAAUGUUGUCAAUGCAUUGUGCUAGCAAGGACCAAAGUAAGUUCUUUUGGUAAAUCUGGGUAAUUUUCAUGAUCUUUGAAUCUUGUCUGUUUUUUUUUUUUAAACUAAACUAGUUAAGACAAAGCAUUUCUUCCUUGUGAACUGUCUGUUUUUAUUUUCUUAGAUAUGUUGUGAACUGCUGUAAAUUUGUACAGUUCAAUGUAAAUUGUGAGAAAGUUGUACAGAUUUCUAUAUUUUGGAAGAGAUUUUUUUCCUCUGUAAUAAAACUUUCAUAUCUUCGCA